AACUGGAAGUCUCCCAGAAGCUUGUGGAGAAGACUGUCUUAUUGGAGAAUAGAAUCUCGGAUUUGAAUGCUGAGGUGGAAGAGUAUAAGCUUAAAUUGAAGGGAAUGGAAGAAUCCUGUGAAUCUCUCCUGGCAUAUAAGUCCAGUCUGAUUUCUUAUAUAGAGAGUAUGAUUGGCAACUUUUACAAACUCAUGGGGAAGAACGAUACUUCUCAGCAUUUGCUUAAUGAUGAAUAUGUGGAUCUUGAAAAAGAACAUGUCAAAGUGAGGAAUGCAGUAGAUAUGCAUGUCUUGCACAAGCAGGAAAAGUUUGAGAAGGAAAAGCUGGAAUAUCAGUUAAAUGUCUUUCAGCAAAGACUGGAAAGCCUGGUGAGCAGUUAUAAGGGAUUAAAAGGUGAUUACUCGGAUAUGAAGGAGGAGAGAGAAUCCUUGAUCUUGAGCAUCCAGAAUCUGCAGCUUGAUUUGAACAGAGAGAUUGAGGAUCAUUACAAUUCUGUGCAGUUGAGUAGGACCCGGUUAGCUGAUGUGGAGUGCCAGAUCAUUCACCUGCAGCAAGAAGCUCGGAGCAAAGAUACAGAAUGUGAAGAGGAACUGGAAAAAGCUUUGGACUCUCACAUGCAGAUCUUCAUUUUGCAGAAAUUCCUGGAGGAUCUGCGGGAGAAGUAUUUCUCACUCUCACUCAGAUAUCAUACUCUAGUAGACGCAUGGCAAUUCUCACAGAAGCAAAUUUCUUACUUGGAGAGUGAAAAUCUUGAACAUCUGGCCGAGCUCAAACUUUUGUCUGAUGAAAUGACUGUAGAACGAUUGGCAUUGUAUCGGAUUUCAAAGACUCUUGAGAUCUGUUCGUGUCAAGAGUUUGAAGACCAUAUGGAUUUUGACCAUGAUUAUAUACGGAAUACUCUGACAAAGAUUAGAGAUCUGCAAGAAUCCUUUUCUAAGUUAGAAGAGGAAAAUCUCCGGGUGGUUUUCGAAAAAUCAGUCCUAUAUUCACUGCUCAAGCAAGUGGAACUAGAGGCCACAAAGCUUGCAAUAGAACGAGAUGCCCUUCAUCAAGAGCUAAAAAUCAAAUCUGAGAACUUCGAUGUGUUGAACUAUGGCCUGCAAAAGGUUAUAGAUACAAAUGAAGAAUUGAAGCUGAAGUUCUCAGAGGGAAUCAACAAUGAAAAAGUGCUGAAAUCCGAAAUAUUGAGAGCAAUCGAGAAUGAGAAGCUAGAGGUGCUGAAAAAGCUGGAGGAUUUGAAAAUAGAGUAUGCUGAUAUCAACAUAGGACGAGAGCAUCAACAGAAGCAGAUUCUCAGACUGUCUAAAGAUUUGAGUCAUUGGACCAGAGAGGCGAGAUUUCUUCAGGAAGCAAAAUGGAAAUUGGAGGCUGAGCUGAUAACCUCCAAGAUUGAUGAAGCAUUUCUCAAGGAGGAAAUUCUUGAGCUCAAUGAAGCCCAUCAAAGUGCAAGUGAAGUGAGACGUGUGGAGAUUGAACAGCUAAAAGAAACAAUCAUUGCUUUGGAAGGAGAAAAUGGCGGACUGAAAACUCAGCUUGCUUCUUACGUUUCAGGAGUACUUUCUUUGGCGGAAUGUAUUUCUUCAUUGGAAAAUUGUACGACUGUCCAUAAAGAUAUUUACAAGUCCAAGAGAGAAGUUGUCAAGGAAAUCAACAUGAUGACACAACAACAAUCUGGGAUUUCUGAAUCUGUUGGAAAUACAAGAUUGAUGGUGCCAGAUUGUUUUUCUGCAAUGCAGGACCUGCAAUUAAGAAUCAAGGUAAUUGGAGAUACGCUGCUGAAAGUUGAGGAUCCGACUGUUCUGGAAAUCUUGAGUUCGAAUGCCAAAUUGGAGGAGUUGGAAUCUACCAGAUCUCAGAAACAUGUCCCAAGAAAAAAAGAAAAGGAAAGACGUGGUGAUGGACCUGAUAAUGACAUGAAGAUACGCAAAGCAACUCUUCAGAUGUCUCUGACUGAGAAUGAGCUUCUGACUAAAGACAUCAUGCUCGACCAGAUUUCCAAACAUUUGCCCUAUGGGGCUCGUAGGACUGACUCAGUUGAGGCUGAAGAUCGAAUGCUUGAGCUGUGGGAGACCAGCGACUCAAGUGGGAUUAUCGAUCUUAAAGUCGGGAAAGCUCACAAGACCUUUGAUAUGCCCAACGACUAUUACUUUGUCGAAGCAGAUAAGGAACAGAGGUCCUGUAACCCUUCUGGAGAGUCACCUGAUGAGAAGGAUCUCAGCGUUGAUAAAUUAGAGAUACCCGAGAGCUUGACAGAACCUCGUCGAGCAAGGAUCAAGAGGAAAAUAUUAGAGAGGCUUAACACUAAUGCUCAGAAGCUGACAAACCUGCAAAUAACAGUGCAGGAUCUGAGGAGGAAGGUGGAGAACACAGAGAAGAACAGAAUGGAAAAAGGCCUCGAGUACAGCAAUGUGAAGGAGCAGCUGGAAGAAGCUCAAUCGACCAUCAACAAAUUAUCCGACUCAAAUAAUAAGUUGAUUAGAAAUGCUGAGAGGCGCUUAUCUUCCUGUGACAGCAAAUCCACCAGAGAUCCAGAUGAUCGUGGUUGUGCGAGGAGGCUGAUCUCAGAGCAGGCUCGAAGAGGGUCUGAGAAAAUCGGGAAGCUUCAGUUGGAAGUGCAGAAGAUACAAUUCCUUUUGCUGAAGAUGGAUGAUGAAAAAGAGUGCAGAACAAGAACCAGAGUGGUCGACCGAAAGACAAGAGUUUUGCUUAGGGAUUAUCUAAUAAGUGGCAGACCAAGAAACCCACAGAGCAGAAAGAAAUCUCCCUUUUGCUCGUGCGUUCAACUCCCGUCCAGAAGGCAGUGAGCAAUGGCAGAAGUAGAGUUAGUUUAAUGGGCGUAUUUAGCAGAGAAAGGCGUUAUCUUCUCUAGUGUAGGGAUCAUAUUGUAUAUCUCAGGCCAUAUCCUAGGAAGAGACACUAACUAGAGCUCCAUACGUUUCAGCGUUUUGUUACUUUAAGCUCUGUCAACUCUCUGAGAUCAUUAUCUUAUUUACUGUAGGGAUCAUAUUGUAUAUCUCAGGCCUUAUCCUAGGAAGAGACAAGUUAGAGCUCCUUUAUGUUUCACCGGCUUGUUCGUUUCAGCUCUAUGUCGACUUUCUGAAGUCUUGGGAAGAUAUAUGAAGAAAUAUGUCGAAGGUCAUCGCUGUUA
Molecule: messenger RNA, 3148 nt
Organism: Eucalyptus grandis
Lineage: Eukaryota; Viridiplantae; Streptophyta; Magnoliopsida; Myrtales; Myrtaceae
Product: protein NETWORKED 1D-like
Exons: 2
Coding region: 105-2804 (899 amino acids)
Cellular component (GO): plasma membrane
Molecular function (GO): actin filament binding
Source: RefSeq, a predicted model, not a curated record